Molecule: messenger RNA, 1455 nt
Organism: Malassezia vespertilionis
Lineage: Eukaryota; Fungi; Basidiomycota; Malasseziomycetes; Malasseziales; Malasseziaceae
Gene: IPL1
Product: non-specific serine/threonine protein kinase
Exons: 1
Coding region: 1-1455 (484 amino acids)
Biological process (GO): regulation of cytokinesis; protein phosphorylation; mitotic spindle organization
Cellular component (GO): spindle pole centrosome; chromosome passenger complex; spindle midzone
Molecular function (GO): protein kinase activity; ATP binding
Source: RefSeq, a predicted model, not a curated record
AUGCCGGGGCCUGCACAAGGCCUGGAGUCGCGCAUGAAUGCGAUGUCCAUCUCUGGACAUGAGUAUGCUAAUGGGAAUCGCAGCACAAAACCUCCGGGUAGUGCGACCGCACUCUCAAACACAACGUGGCUCGCCGCGCAGCAGCGCAAAGCAGCACACCAGCCGUUUCAGCCACGCCCACUCAAAAACGUCGUAAAUGCAGAAGGAAAGGGCGCUACCCGCCAGCCACUUGCAUCAUGUCAUGCGAUUGGGAAUACACCUACUGCCACGCAUGCGAUGGUGGAAAAACCGAAGCUUGCUCGACCGCCGAGUAUGUCGACGAUGCGCGUUGCGCCUCCGCCGCGCGAUGGGCUAGAUAAUGCACGCAGUGCACGCACGGUUGAUGAUAAACGCAGCUUUAGAACUCAAUUGCAAGCACAAACACGCACAGCACCAUCCCAAGACCCACCUACCUUUGACCUUGGGCGGUACGAUGGUGGUCUGGAACGCGACGAAAGCAAAGGGCGACGCGAAACGGCACAUCGCUUAAGCGGCGAAGACGAUGCACUCGCGAUGGACUCAUCUAUGGAUGGGCUGAAGCAUAACCCCACGCGCCAAUGGAGCCUGUCCCAGUUUGAGAUUGGACGGCCAUUGGGCAAAGGCAAGUUUGGGCGUGUCUACUUGGCGCGCACCAAACCAGUGCCUUCUGAGCAGCUUCAAAACCAAGGCUACGUGGUCGCACUGAAAUGUGUGUACAAGAAGGAGCUCGUAGAAAACAAGGUGGAUCUUCAGCUGCGGCGCGAAAUCGAGAUCCAAAUGAACUUGCGCCAUCCGAACGUGCUGCGCAUGUUUGGCUACUUCCACGACCACGGCCGUAUCUUUAUGAUGCUCGAGUUUGCCGGGCGCGGCGAGCUGUUUAAGAUCAUGUCCAAACUACCCGAUCGGCGCUUUGAUAAAGCGACUGCGUCGCGCUACAUUGCCCAAAUCGCCGAUGCGCUCCAGUAUCUGCACUCGAAGCACAUUAUUCACCGCGAUAUCAAGCCGGAGAAUCUUUUGCUUGGGAUCCGCGGGGAAGUCAAAAUAGCCGACUUUGGCUGGAGUGUGCACGCGCCGAGCAACCGGCGCGCGACGCUGUGCGGCACAUUGGACUACCUGCCUCCUGAAAUGGUCGAAGGGAAAACGCACAGCGGCGCUGUGGAUCUGUGGGCGCUAGGCGUGCUCACAUACGAGUUUCUGGAAGGAAUGCCGCCGUUUGAGGAGCUCAGUGGAGCGAGUAUGACGUACAAGCGCAUUGCCGCAGUCGACUUGCGCAUGCCAUCGCACAUUGACGAAGACGCGCAGGAUCUGAUUCGAUCUCUAUUAAAGUACAAUCCUGCAGAGCGCUUGCCGCUCUCGAAAGUGCUUCGCCACCCUUGGAUUGUGCGUCACGACCCCAACGCGCAUGUGCGUGCCUCCAAGUUUGUGAACAAAAGUUGA